Messenger RNA from Spodoptera frugiperda (fall armyworm), 6125 nucleotides. RefSeq names its product max-binding protein MNT. The transcript is spliced from 14 exons. The record is from RefSeq and is a predicted model, not a curated record. NCBI's taxonomy places the organism in Eukaryota, Metazoa, Arthropoda, Insecta, Lepidoptera, Noctuidae. Gene Ontology annotation, biological process: regulation of transcription by RNA polymerase II. Gene Ontology annotation, molecular function: protein dimerization activity; RNA polymerase II cis-regulatory region sequence-specific DNA binding; DNA-binding transcription factor activity, RNA polymerase II-specific. Bases 1086 to 3041 code for a protein of 651 amino acids.
UUAAAUGUAGCUGUUACGACUGUAGAGUAGUUUGGGCUUCAUCUAGGUCGAAAUUGUAAGGUUUUCUGCUAAAGUAUGUUUGUGUGUAAAGGGGAAGUCUGACAAUGCUGGCUGCGUCGGCCACGUAUCAUUAGAAAGCUAUUUGCUAUUGUGGUUCGUGCAUAAGGAGCGGCGCGUCGCAGUCCGCUACACGACAACCGACUCCUACGUUAGUUCGCACAGUUGCGCCGCUCGAUUCGGUUGCAAUGUUCCAUUCACCUUAUUCGUCGGCGACGAGGUUCAGUGACUCCGCCGCCGACCGACUAACUCCUCGGAACACGUCAUCUGCGUGCUAAUGCCGCCGCUGUUUCAUCACCUACGGCCGAUCGCCACAAAGUUGUUUAAAUUCUGUAGGUGUCCCGCGACGCGGCCGUCGAGGCGACCUCUUUUCGCGGGCGACAGCGAAUGCGUCGCGCGCCGUCCAUGCAGCGUUAUGUAAAGUUGAGAGCGGUGCAGCGGUGAGCGUUGCGCUCGACCGCGUGCGCGCCCCCCGCAAGCCUUCCUUCCCCUCGCGAUUUCGUUCGCCGUCGGUUUCACUCGCCACGAUCGGCGGCGCGGGGUUCCGGAGGUCGCGCACCUCCCGCCUCCUCCGCCCUCCUCGGAGACGGAGCCGGUCCGCGGUCCGCAGCGGCCACUCAGUCGUCGAGCGGAUUGCGUCGGCGGCGGUCGGCUCCGCGCCUCGCCUGUCGCUGUCUAGUCUGAUGACCCGCUAUCGCGACAUGCCGACGCUGACACAGCUCGAGUGAAUCGCAUCGCCCGCGACGUCGCGUUUGCAGUACACCACCGGUCGCGCUUCCGUUUUGGGAGUCUUCAGUGAUUUCGCGGCUGCGUUUGCGACGGUCACGAACACGCUCGUCGAGCUGACGACGUCGUGUCGAAAAUAGCAAAACUUGUGCAGAAUUAAAGCAAUGAAUAAGUGAAAUAUUAAACAUAAGUAAUCAAAAGACUGUAUAACAAAUUAAUGAACUUAACAAUGAAUAGGACGCAAGUGUGUCUAUGACAAUGACUGGUAAUAGUAGUUAGUUAAUGUAGUGGCCCAUUGUAGAAUGGGUAUACUUAUGGAAACCACCGAAGCGAAACUGGGCACUGCCGGUUACCGGAGACGUCGCGUGCAGCCAGAACUGUUCGGCGCGAUGGGAGCCCCCGGGGAGUACUACGCUGACACGCUCCACACCAUCGCCAUCAACACUCGGGAGACAGAAUUCGGCAGCAUCGUCGAACCGAUACCAAUAACACUGAAAGCGUACAAGCAGCUGCAAGCUCACCACCACGGGCACGCCAUCAAUGGAUAUGGGUACCCACAGCAACAAGUGAUCACAUCUUUGGUCGCUGCUUCUCGUGUUCACGAAGUUGAAAGGCCAUCGACGAGCCACAACUUCACACCAAGCCCCGUCAAGGAAGAAGUCAAAGAUGCUCAAAAGGUCACUAGACCACCUCCUAAGAAGAAGUGGAUAAAAGAGUAUCUAGAAGAAGAGCCGAAGUCGCCGGUGUCGGUGCGAGUGGUGACAGGGCUACCGGUGACGCCGCGCAGCAACGGCGUUGUUCGGCCGACGUCGCCGGUGCCGGUAGCUCCCCCCUGCCCGCCCGCACCCGCGCCUGCCAUCGUUGCGCUCGAGCCGGUCCCAGCAGCGACCGCACCUCCUCCCGCGCCCCUCCUCGAUUUCGCACAAGAACAUUCCAGGCCGCGAACGACGAGUAACAGUCAUGGCCCACCUCCCAUCCCUUCACCUCCAUCGGUUAGCAGCAACGGCAGCGGUAGCGGCUGCAGCAACGGCAGUGGUAGUGGCAGCAGUGGAAGUGCUCCUCGUGCGGGCACGAGAGAGGUCCACAACAAACUGGAGAAGAACAGACGAGCACACCUCAAAGAGUGCUUCGAACUCCUCAAAAGACAGCUGCCAGCCACUCCCGAUGACAAGAAAACUUCCAAUCUUUCUAUACUGGGCUCCGCUAUUAGAUAUAUUCAGGUUCUUCGUCGUAAGGAACGCGAUUGUGAGCACGAAAUGGAACGACUGGCUCGUGAGAAAAUCGCAGCGCAACAGAGGCUCUCCGCCUUGAAAAGAGAGAUCUCGGUUCGAACAACUGUUCGCCCUCGGAGUAUUGAUGCUGUUACGGAAGAAAAGAAUACAGAAGAUCCUGUAAAUGGGCAAGUUUUAGGAAUUCCUAUAAGUAUAUCAGCGUCGCCGCCGCGUUCCGUCGCACGAAUGGAGACGUCUCCUCCCCGCACUCUAAACCUAAGCACGAAGUUGCGUACGCUGCCCAUACAAAUCACGCCCACCACCUCGCAGGUUGUGCGGACAUCGUACGGCGCGAGGCCUAGUACGCUGACGCUUACUACGCUUGCGCCGGCGGAACCUCCCACUCAGAACGGGCAACCUGUUGAAAACGGUGUGACGAAUGCACUUAGCACCUUAGUACAUCCAGCUCAAAUACAUCUACCCUUAUCGCAGGUUGUUGGGAGCAGUGGUUUGGUCGUAGGUUCGACGGCUCUACAGCUGUUAUCUACAACCAGUGGGCUCCGUGUUCUACAAACGCCCGUACAUACCAACGGUGUGACAACUACGACCGUUGAAAGCACGACUACUAGGAUAACUAAAGAGAACGGCAUCAUAUCCCCGACUCCCGUCUCCACGACUGCAGAUGGCAGCGUGGUCGUGAGUGGACUGACUCCUCUAGUAGUAUCGCAACCCGCCACGCAUUUGUUACAGACGCACACACUCACCCAUAAGGAGAAGACGUGUAAAGAGUCGCGGGCGGUGCGGGCGGCGCGGGCGCCAACACACCCGUACCUGCGGCCGGCGCACCCCGCGCUGCACGCCGCCUCCCCGAGACACAUUGAUAACUCGUAUAUUAAUUUCCUAGAGAUGGUUGAGACGCAAAUGGUGAAGGGCACGGUGGCUCCGCUGACGGUGAGCGCGCAGUACCUGAGCGCGACGACGAUCGUGAAGCCCGUGGUGGUGGUGUCGGCGGCGGGCGCCGCGCCCCCGCACGCGCCCCCCUCGUGAGGGUCGGCCGCCCGCGCGCGCCGUCCGCGCCCAUCGCGCGCCCCGCGCCGCUCCCCGCGCAGUGCGCUGGCGCUCCUCUAGCCCCGGGUCCCCGACCCAACACCUGGCCGCUAUGAUCGCCUGGUACUUUGACACAAUACUUGUGCUUCAAACCCAAAAUGUCAAGAGACUGCUGAAGCGUGCUAGCUAGCGAACCUGCAAUCUGAAAUUUAAAAGCGGCAUUGAGAACCCGUCAAGGAGUGAGAAUUUAAAAAGAAAAUAGCAUCGCUAGUAUGUACCACGGAUGGCUAGGAUUGUCAUUCACUGCCAACACAAAUAAUCCAGUAAUUUCCCGGACGAUCACCGAACUUUGAAUCAGGAAGUAAAUACAGUGUCAGUAAGUUCGUCUACCUCACCUGGAUGUGACGAUGAACCAUUCCUUGUGAACAUGAGACGGGUGCACGGGUGGGACGUCGGUAUUGACGUCCCUGUCACACUACAAGUUGUAAUAAUAUGUGCGAAAGAGAUGAGUAGCCGCCCGAUGUGUGUCAGGAACGCGGGUCGCGCGUCUUAUGUUAAGAGCGCGCGAAUGUAUGUGGCCAUCAGUCAGUGGUCAUGUAUUUCAAAGACGGUGAUAGCAAAGUGACAAAUAGUGAUGGACAAUAGUGGAUAUCAACAACAGAAUGAUCCGCGACAUAUUUUUCUACUAAUAAAGUAAAGUUUUGCAAUGUGAUCGAAUUGAACAAUAACUUGAAUGGAUGUAAAAAUAUUUAUUAACUUUUAUUUAUUUAAAGUCAAUACGAGAAGCAAGUUUGUGUAGAAUCGAGAUAUUUCGGAGCGGAUGCCUACGAGAGAGUGGCAGGAAGAGUGCGGCACGUUUUAUAUCAUUUAGCUUAGCGAAAUGCGUCCAUGUGUUGUUAAUCAUGUCUUAUUAUGUAUACAUAUUAGAGUAUAUUUACUGUACGUUCUGGGUGUCAGUAAGCGCUGCGAAGCGAAGCUUAUCACAACCACCAACAACCCCAGUUUAUACGAUAGUAAGUAAAUCUGGUUCAAUAGACCUACGAUGUAAAAGAUUCCCUCUUUGUGAACUAUAGGUUUAGGCUAAAGUGUACUUGUUAUGUAUAGAACUAACAAGAGUAAAGUUUAUUUUUUCUAUAUCUGUGAUGUGUGCAGUUAGGUACCGUAGUUAUGGAAACUCUGUACAAAGACCUCUUUAGGUGUUGUCAAUUUCUAACAGUUGUGCAUAAUGUCAAUAAUGGACAAUUGGAAUUAAUUAGCUAAUAAAUAAAUAUGUGGCUUAUAUUUGUCGCGUAAUGCAAUAUGUACUUUAACACCUUUUGUGAUAAAAGUGGGCAUUGCACCCGGAGACCUGAAGUUGAGGGGAUGUUAGAGAAAGAAUACUAGGUUAUCGUGCUGUCCUGCUCAAACGUUUUUAUUUACAGUACCGAGAGAUGAAAUAGCACUAUUUGUUAGUUCAUUUUGGUUUAGUUGGUUAGCCAUGCGACCGCGGGAGCUCUUGUUAGUUAUGUAGUCCUGGUCGCUGGAUGCAGGUCUCUUCGGGUUGCGCGGGCCUUCUGGCCGUCCUCACUGUGUGCCUACUAACUGAUGUAAGGGAAUUGUUAUAGUAAAUGUUCGAGUCGCAAAUUGAACUUAUAAGUCUGUUCUAUCAAUGUUAUGUACAAAAUCCAACCAUUUGUUACAGAUAAUGUUGACAGCUAGAUGAUUCGCGAUCUUAAUAUUAAUGGCACCCUUGAAUCAGCUUUGGCUUUUUCAUGGCAAUGUUGAAAUACGAAAAAUAGUAAUCGCAAUAUUUAGUUUAUAAACCAGAUUAUUUGGUAAAUUGACGUAAGUUUAAUUAAUAAGAGAUAUUGAGAUCGCGAAUGACGUCACACAAUAAAUAAUAUUAUUGUUACUACAGUUUUAAUAUUUAAUUUUACUUAAUGGACAAUAGAAUCGAAGAAUGGCGAUAGAUGGGUUCACGAUUAUCCUUGACCUGUGCCAACUUUAGCUGUUAUUGUUGAAGAAAUGUAGAUGCAGUUAAUUUAUUUAUUGUCACUAGGACAGCAUAAUAUGUUAAAAGAUUGACGAGGGCGUAAUUAGGGACAGAGUGUAAUAUUCUGCUUUUAAGUGAAGAGAAUUUGUAAUCCAUUUCUGACUCUUGAAUGCCUGGUAACUUUGUAGCAUUCUUGUUCAUAUAAGCAUUUAAUUAUUCUAGUUUUUCUGUCUUCGUUAUGAGUUUAUUUAUUUAUUACGCCUACCUGUGAGCUCCGAGAAAAGAUAUUCAUUUAAAAAAUGACCUAAAUUCAAAUAAUUAUUACAAAUUGAGCUUUAAAAUCUAAUUAAUUAUAGUGCAAUAUCAACGUCACUUUUAAAAAGAUAUUUUUGCAUGAAUAUUUUAUAAUUUUUGACUGUACCUACCUACCUACAUACAUACAUAAGACCUUUCGAACACAACAAAAAACUGGGCCAAAUGUUUCAAUAUGGUAGUUAUUAAAAAGAAAAUAUUCCUCUGAAGUAAACCGUACCUGUAAGAAUUACUAAAAUAUCCAUAAUUAUGAUAUGUAACACACUUCGUAACGCUGGUUGUCGCUUCGUUUCGCUCGAAGCGGAAGAAGUGACAAUGGUAUUAUGACGCGUGAAUAAAUUAUAAGGAGAUGAAAUAUAUAAAAACAAAUCGGAAAUUGUUAUGAUUGGCUGUGAUGUGACCUUCAAUAUACCUACGUUCUGGACAGUUUCCGCUAGUCUGACUUGAAGAUUAAUCAUAAUGUAAGCUCUAACUAAAUUAUCUUUGUUCUCUACUUCGCGAAUGCCUUACAAGCGCCAUCUGUGUCGCUCAAACUAUAAACCAGGGCCCGCUCCUAUGUAGAUUCUAUUUUUAAAAUAUGUAUAAAAAAAAAACAGUAUUUUUUUCUAAUGCUUUUUGAUAUGCGAGAAGUUUUGUCACUUUGCCUAAGAAUAGGUGAAAUAAAAAAUGUAUAAAUAAUAUAAAUAAAGAGAGAAAAAUAUUUUAAUUGUAAUAAUAUUGUGAAGCGAUAAUGCUCAUGUAAAUAAUGAAGUAGUGUAUAAAACUAAUAUGUUAGAAAUACACAGGAAAUUACAUAUAAA